This is a messenger RNA of Chlorella variabilis, 855 nucleotides long. RefSeq lists its product as hypothetical. Bases 1 to 855 code for a protein of 284 amino acids. Gene Ontology annotation, molecular function: ferrous iron transmembrane transporter activity. The transcript is spliced from 9 exons. Gene Ontology annotation, biological process: iron import into the mitochondrion. The record is from RefSeq and is a predicted model, not a curated record. Lineage: Eukaryota; Viridiplantae; Chlorophyta; Trebouxiophyceae; Chlorellales; Chlorellaceae. Gene Ontology annotation, cellular component: mitochondrial membrane.
AUGGUGGCAGGCGCGGCCGCAGGAAUCGGCGAGCACGUCGCCAUGUACCCUGUCGACACGGUGAAAACUCGCAUGCAGGCGCUGGCGCACCCGGGGCAGCAGCUACACUCUAGUGUGGUCACGGCGCUCCGCAACGUGCUGCGGCGGGAGGGGAUGGGCGGCUUGUACCGAGGCGUCGCGGCCAUGGCGCUGGGAGCAGGGCCCAGCCAUGCCCUGUACUUUGCUUCCUACGAGGCAGCCAAGCAGCUGUAUGGAGGCAACCGCGAGGGGCACCACCCGCUGGCCACCGCAGCCGCAGGCGCCACCGCUACUAUCGUGAACGACGGCUGCAUGACCCCCUGGGAUGUGGUCAAGCAGCGCAUGCAGGUGUCACACUCGCCAUACCGUGGCGUGCUGCACUGUGCGCAGUCCACCUUUCAGGAGGAGGGGCUGCGCGCUUUCUACAAGUCUUACUGGACCACGCUAGUCAUGAAUGUGCCCUACACCGCGCUGCAUUUCGCGGCAUAUGAGAGCAUAAAGAAGUUUCUGGUGGGCGGUGAGGAGGAGGAGGGGGAGGAGGAAGAGGAGGAGGGACUGCGGGUGCAGUUGGUGGCAGGCGGCGUGGCAGGGGGCCUGGCAGCCGCAGCCACCACGCCGCUGGAUGUUGUGAAGACGCGGCUACAGCUGGAGGGCCUGAAUAGCGCGACACGCUACAAUACAACCAGCGUGUGGCCAGUGCUGAGGCAGAUAGCGCGCGAGGAGGGGGCCAUGGCGUUGUGGCGGGGCUGGCAGCCCCGCGUGCUCUUCCAUGCACCCUCAGCUGCGAUCUGCUGGGGGAUCUACGAGACCAGCAAGAAGCUGCUGGGCGGCAUCUGA